Molecule: messenger RNA, 1377 nt
Organism: Lontra canadensis (Northern American river otter)
Lineage: Eukaryota; Metazoa; Chordata; Mammalia; Carnivora; Mustelidae
Gene: POLDIP3
Product: DNA polymerase delta interacting protein 3
Exons: 9
Coding region: 87-1352 (421 amino acids)
Biological process (GO): mRNA export from nucleus
Cellular component (GO): nucleus
Molecular function (GO): mRNA binding
Source: RefSeq, a predicted model, not a curated record
GCAGCUAGUUGCUCCGUAGCGGCCGAAGGGGCGGGCUCGAGGGCCGAGGGAGUCUAAGCUGCUCGCGGGUCGCUCGGCGGUGCAAGAUGGCGGACAUCUCCCUGGACGAGCUCAUCCGGAAGCGCGGGGCUGCGACGAAGGGGCGUCUGCAUGCCAGGCCGGGAGUCGGAGGUGUCCGGUCGCGUGUGGGGGUCCAGCAGAGCCUCCUCAGCCCGCCAGCCCGCGCCGCCGCCUUCCAGCAGAGGUUUGACGCCCGGCAGAAGAUUGGCCUCUCGGACGCCAGGCUCAAGCUGGGAGUCAAGGAUGCCCGGGAAAAGCUUUUGCAGAAAGACGCUCGGUUCCGGAUCAAAGGGAAAGUGCAGGAUGCCAGAGAGAUGCUGAACUCGCGCAAGCAGCAGAGCACGGCGCCCCCGAGGCCCCGCCAGGUGGCCGAUGCCCGCGAGAAGAUCAGCUUGAAGCGCAGUUCCCCAGCCACCUUCCUGAGCCCACCCGUCGGGGCGGUGACCCCCGCCCUGAAGCUCACCAAAACCAUCCAGGUUCCCCAGCAGAAGGCCGUGGCGCCGCUCCACGCCCAUCCUGCUGGAAUGAGAAUCAACGUCGUCAAUAACCACCCGGCCAAACAGAAUUUAUAUGAUUUGGAGGAAGAUGAUGACUCUGUAGCUCCCAUUCCUAGUAAACAGAUGAAAUUUGCAGCUUCUGGCAGCUUUCUCCACCACGUGGCCGGACUGAGCAGUUCCAAGUUCUCCGUGUCCAAGGCCCUCCCUCUCACCAAAGUGGUCCAGAAUGACGCGUACACAGCUCCGGCCCUCCCCUCCUCUGUUCGAACAAAAGCCUUGACCAGCAUGUCCCGGACACUCGUGAACAAGGAGGAGCCCCCGAAGGAGCUGCCGCCCACCGAGCCUGUCCUCAGCCCCUUGGAAGGUACCAAGAUGACCGUCAACAAUCUGCACCCUCGAGUCACUGAGGAAGACAUUGUGGAGCUUUUUUGUGUAUGUGGAGCCCUCAAGAGGGCUCGCCUGGUCCAUCCUGGGGUAGCAGAGGUGGUCUUUGUGAAGAAGGACGAUGCCAUUACUGCAUACAAGAAGUAUAACAACAGGUGUUUGGAUGGGCAACCCAUGAAGUGCAACCUUCACAUGAAUGGAAACGUCAUCACCUCAGACCAGCCCAUCCUGCUACGGCUGAGCGAUAGCCCCUCGGUGAAGAAGGAGAGUGAGCUGCCUCGCAGGGUGAAUUCUACCGCCGCCUCUAACCCUCCAGCCGAAGUGGACCCUGACACCAUCCUCAAAGCGCUCUUCAAGUCUUCGGGGGCCUCUGUGACUACACAGCCCACAGAAUUCAAAAUCAAACUUUGAGCGAGGGCGCAGGGGGGUGGGGUCG